AAGGAUGAGACACUGAACGUUUGAUCCAAAGAAAGAGAUAAACAUUAAACACCACAGAAUUCGUAGGCACCGCAUAAUUGAGAUAGUUGCAGUCACCAUGGCACUUGCUCAACUCUCUGCUUCUCUUUCUCUCUCUUUUCGUGAUGCUUGUGUUUUCACUGCACCAAAAUUCACUGCCACUUCUCGCUUUGCCCCUCCCAAUUUGGUUCCAACUCGAGCACCUUUCAUCGCUGGUUCCCCACUGUUGAUUCGAAGAAGUCAUGGAAGGAAACCCACAUACAAAGCAAUAUCUGUUUCAAUAAGAUGUGAGCAGAGUACCCAAGAAGGAAACAGUUUGGAUGUGUGGCUAGGUCGGCUAGCCAUGGUUAGCUUUGCAAUAGCCAUUACUGUUGAAAUUUCUACCGGGAAGGGACUCCUAGAGAAUUUUGGACUCACAACUCCACUGCCUACAGUUGCUCUUGCAGUAACGGCACUGGUGGGUAUCUUGAUGGCAUUUUUCAUCUUCCAGUCAGCCUCAAAGAACUGAUCAAUGUAUUUAGGCUGGUAGUGUCUGGUGUAAAUUCUGAAGCUCGCUGAUUUCAUUUUUUGAGAUAUAAUUUUAUCAUUUUUUCUUGUAUUAUUUGUUAUGUUGAAAAGAAUUGGCGUUAAAGCCAGGAAAGUUAAAAGUAAUGACGCCUUAAAUCAUUGUAUGGCAUCACCUUUCCCUGUUGCCUUUAUCCAGGCUAAUCUUAUUUGUUGUGAAAUCUUGUCCUCGUUGCAUUAAUUGUGAAUUAAGGAGGAAUUUCACUUAAUCUCGUGAGUUUCCAAGCAGCAUAAUGCAUCACUCACCCAACUAAAAUUGACACAGAAUAUUGUGCAUGUUUGGGGGAACCACUGUUAUUGUGUCAACCGGGCAAAGAGGUUCUUACAGAAGUGUGAGUGAAGGAUUCCAAUUGUGGAUCUUUAGUCCUCGGGGAAGACAACCAUUCUAUAAAGUUUAAACUGGGGGAAACUGUCAGAACCAUACCAAUUAUUGGUAUCCACGAGAAUACCUUCCCUCCUUGUUGAUGUACUUAAUGGCUUCCAAUUCUCACUUUGAUAUCCUUUAAUAGUAUAUUAUUCAUGGCUAUUGCACAUGCGGCAAGCCUAAAUCGGAACCGUAGGAUUACCUUUGGUUUUAUGCUACAAAAUUUUGAAAUUAGUCUAAUUGUGUUGCUGU
This is a messenger RNA of Abrus precatorius (Indian licorice), 1198 nucleotides long. RefSeq names its product stress enhanced protein 1, chloroplastic. The coding region runs from base 98 to 526 and encodes 142 amino acids. The transcript has 4 exons. The record is from RefSeq and is a predicted model, not a curated record. NCBI's taxonomy places the organism in Eukaryota, Viridiplantae, Streptophyta, Magnoliopsida, Fabales, Fabaceae. Gene Ontology annotation, biological process: cellular response to high light intensity.